AGGUGUUGACGUACUAAGUCAUGGAGGCGACCAGAACAAGGGGAAGACUGUGGUCCCCAGCUGGCAUUUCUACCCUACUUGCACUUUCUUUUUUUGACUAUAGCGCAACAUUACAAGUGGCAUAUGAAUAUCCGAUAUCAUUUAACAACUCGUCUCUCGAUACCUUCUACCCAUUCAACAGCACCAGUCCAAUCUGCUCUAUCGAUAAUUACACUGGAGGAAACACAACUUCCAAUUACACGCUAUGGAACGCCGACGAGCCACAAGCCGACGUCAUCCUAAUGGGAGCUUUGUCUGUGCUACUUGGGCUAAUGAUCUUCGUAACGGUUAUUGGAAACGUCUUUGUUAUCGCAGCAAUAUUUCUAGAAAAAAAUCUGCAAAACGUUGCUAAUUACUUGGUUGUAUCCUUGGCAAUGGCUGAUCUUAUGGUGGCCUGUCUUGUUAUGCCAUUGGGCGCUGUCUAUGUGAUAAACAAUAAUUGGAUUAUGGGGCCAAAACUGUGUGACCUGUGGACUUCUAUUGAUGUCCUGUGCUGUACUGCAUCAAUUUUACAUUUGGUCGCGAUAGCACUUGACAGAUACUGGGCUGUGACAAACGUGGAUUACAUCCACUCGAGAACUAGUAGCCGCAUAGGAAUAAUGAUAUUAAUGAUAUGGGUAAUUGCACUGGUGGUAUCCCUUGCCCCUCAGAUACCGCAAUUCAAAGAUCCUGAAUACUUGUUUAGGAUAGAGGUUAAGAGACAGUGUCUAGUUAGUCAAGACGUUAAGUACCAAAUAUUUGCUACCAGUUCCACAUUUUAUGUUCCUCUGUUUGUGAUAUUUGUAUUAUAUUGGAAGAUCUUUCAGGCGGCGAGAAAUAGGAUAAGAAGAAGGAAAGAUCUAAAACAAAGUUUUCACAAGGUGGAAAAGACUAACAACAAUAGUAGGUUAACCAACGCAUUUCUGGUAAAGAAGAGAUCGAUCAAAGUAGAAAAGUCUCUGACAAGAAAUCCAGCCGCCGAAAGACUAGUGAACUCUUUGGUUAUGAUGGAGAGUCAGUCCACUAUCACUACAGAGGUAAUGGAAGAGCAAGAAGAACCUACAAGCAGUAUUGUUCAACAGGAGACCUAUAAAAUAUCACGGCUGCCUAAGAUCGAUGGUGGAAAUCCUGAAAAUCUUACGAUGCUCAACAGCGGAGAUGGAAAGUUACCCAAAACUACAAAUAAUGGGUUGACAUGCCUUGUCAUCGACACCACCAAAACGGAAAUUCUGCAAAAAGAGCUCCGAAAUCAUAAAUCUCCACCGUCCGCUGUCACCCUGCAUCAUGAAAAGCCCAACAGCAUCCGCAGGGCUAAAAAAGAAAGCUUGGAAGCGAAACGCGAAAGAAAAGCUGCCAAAACUCUGGCAAUCAUAACGGGAGCCUUUGUAAUGUGUUGGCUGCCUUUUUUUAUUUUGGCUCUUUUACUGCCUCUGUGCGGUGAUUCAUGCAAUAUAAGUGAGUUUAUUAUGAGCUUCGCUCUGUGGUUGGGGUAUUUCAAUUCAACCCUUAAUCCGGUUAUCUACACAAUAUUUAAUCCGGAGUUUCGGCAAGCCUUCAAGCGAAUCUUGUGCGGGGGUCAUAGACAACACACUCGUAAUUUUAGAUCUGGAAAGGUUAGGUAAAACGCACGUUUCAGGUAAGUAGAGGUAGAUGAUUUCUCCUGCAUCAUAUGGUUCCUCCCCGUGGGUUAUCUCUCGUUAGAAAAUAGCGCUAUACCCUUAGAUGCUAUACCUUUCGCAAAUCACCGUGGGCCGUGGGCCGAAAGUAAAAGUCAAAAAAGUGACAUUUUCGAACUUUUUAAAAGUCAGUAAAGUCAACAUUACAUGUAUGAUUGUAAAUAAAAUAUAUUUUUAAAGGUAUGGGUUUGGCUACUUGGCCACUUUCCACCUCGGUAUGUAAUAUACUAUUAAUGUACGUUCUGAUAUGCAUGUAUUGAAAGGUGCAUAUAUUUAAGGUUAUAUAAAAAAUGUAGGUAAUAUUUUUGCAAUAGACGCCCAAAUCGCUUGAUGUUAUCUCGCACUUUUUUGUUAAGUUUGACAACAAAGCGUAGAAUGAGUUGUACCCCUUGCCCAGCAAACAUCGAACCAUCCCACAGAGGUAUCAACAUGAGGUAUGCUACUUAGGGGAAAGUGUUCCACAAUGAGACAAAAAUUGCGUUUCGGUAAAUAGCCAGAAGGUAUGAUUGAAUUCUGUAAUUUUAAUGUUGCAUGCUCAUAGAUUGACAUAUCUCUGAUAAUUUAACGCAAUUAGAUUAUUAUUAUAUCGAUUCAAAAAAUAAAUAGGGCAAUUUUUUUAAAACGUGAUUUUUGUCUCAUUGUGGAACAAGUAUGUUCCACAGUGAGACAAGUCCUUUCACACCAAAAAACACUACAAAAAAUAUUGAAAAAAAACAUUUGUAAAAGAAAAAUAACCAUUCUUUUAAAGAAACAGUAGAGCAACUUGAAAUAUUAAUCCGACAAAUCAAAAAUAUAAUAAACCCUUCAAAAUAUGAACGCACAUUUAAUGAGGUUGAAUUAACUUCAAAACGUAUCAGAGACUGUUGCUUCUUAAUUUUCCCAGUCGUUCAAUGUUUGGAAGGUAUCAGCAUGAUGUUUUUUUCUUCGACCAUACUCAUAUCUACUGUUACGGGGUAGAAAAAGCAGUUGUCAGAUCGUCUCAUUGUGGAACAAAACCAAGUGUCUCAUUGUGGAACUUUUUCCAUAUUAGCUUAAAAUUCGCUAAAUUUCGUAAAAACUGUAGGAGCACAUGCACAAUUAGUUAUGUUCGACGGUCAUAUUUUUCUAAACUGAAUAGGCGGGCAGUUCAAAAAGUUAUUUCGAAUGUUUCAUUGUGGAACACUUUCCCCUACACAUACUAAAUUCCACGAACAUCUCAAAGAUCGCGCAGGAACUGCCAAAUGUUCGCCUCAAGGAUAUCUUAUGUUAUAUGAGAAGCAAACGCCCGAUAGAAGUCUCGAAAGAACAUCCACAGUUCGUCUCAAAGAUAAUCUUAUGUUAUAUGAGAAGCGAAUGUCCCAUAGAAGUCUUGAAACAACAUCCACAGUAGAUCAAUUCAUUGCCUUUAUUGCGAAUAUAUACACAAAAUGAUCAUAAAAGCUGAAUGAAUAUACAGGGUGAUUUACUGCACUUCUCUUUUCACAACACUAAUUAAUCAUCAACAUCAACUGUCGUCAGCUGUCAGGUAAAGAAAACCCGAACCCCAAAAACUAAAAACCAACAAACUCACAAUCAAACUAAUUCUGAAACCCACGUCCUGCCCGCAAUACUCAAUGGCAAAAUAGGAACUACAGAAAAUGUAUCAAAACGUUAUUCAAGAGCGGCAAGAGUCAGAAGGACCAGAAGCCAUGUGACUAAUGC
Ceutorhynchus assimilis (cabbage seed weevil) is the source of this 3374-nucleotide messenger RNA. The record is from the annotation of a GenBank genome assembly. Lineage: Eukaryota; Metazoa; Arthropoda; Insecta; Coleoptera; Curculionidae.